This is a messenger RNA of Harpegnathos saltator (Jerdon's jumping ant), 2149 nucleotides long. It is a transcript of the gene l(2)37Cd, whose product is annotated as general transcription factor IIIC subunit l(2)37Cd. NCBI's taxonomy places the organism in Eukaryota, Metazoa, Arthropoda, Insecta, Hymenoptera, Formicidae. Gene Ontology annotation, biological process: transcription initiation at RNA polymerase III promoter. The transcript is spliced from 7 exons. The record is from RefSeq and is a predicted model, not a curated record. Bases 115 to 2136 code for a protein of 673 amino acids. Gene Ontology annotation, molecular function: RNA polymerase III type 2 promoter sequence-specific DNA binding; RNA polymerase III type 1 promoter sequence-specific DNA binding. Gene Ontology annotation, cellular component: transcription factor TFIIIC complex.
AUAAGGAGGUCUCAAAUAUAAGGCCUGACUACGAAUACGCGUAUUAAUUCUAUAAUUUUAAGAAAAGAGUAAAAAACGCUGUCGAGAGAAUCGAGCGAUCCGAGUGACAUUGCAAUGUAUGACAAACAAAACAAAACGGAUAUAGACUUUAACGUGCGUGAUUAUCGUCAUGAAAUUGACAGUGACGAUUCUCUUAAUGAAGUUCAAGGGGAUAGCGUUAACAAUGAGAUAAAUAAUUCGCAGGACAACGUGUGUACUGGCCCAAUAAUUUCUGGACACAGAUUUGACAAGAGGCUAGUGUGUGUCAAAUAUCCAGGAAAUGUUAUUAAUGUUGAGAAAGCUGUUGAAACAUUAGGCGGAAUUAGUUCAAUUUCUACGGCUAUAGAUACUCCCAAUAGAAGAUUAGAAUUGCGAUUCAGGCCCGAUGAUGGUUAUAGUAAACCCACUUGCGGAGAUAGACACAGUACAACUGGCUUUCUGCUUAGAAUUAGGAUAAAGAAGAAUGGAGCUAAGCAACCAAAAGGUGACAUUACCGUCGAUACUAUAAAAUCACAGUCUAUAGAUGCCGCAAGUUUGGGAGCACUUUAUGUUGUUUGUGGCAAAGCAGGUCCUAAUACAUCACACCUCUUGGAAAAUGGACAAAUAGAUAAUCUAAUAUCUGAUAUCGCACCAAGAAACAACAAUCAUCAAAACGACACUGUUGGUAAUUUUGUAAAUCACAUAGAAGAAUGCAAUAUUAGCACUAUAGACUCCAGUAGCCGAGAUGCUGCGAGAAAGAUAUGUGCCGCUACUAACACUACAGAUUUGUACAGUACACGCACAGAAACGAACAAAGAUUCACCAAAGAAAAAGAAGGGUGCGUCACCUACUUUUCAUUACAAUAAAUAUGGAAAUUUGUCCCAAGAUACAGAAUAUGAUUUGCCUUGUUUGAAAGUAUUAGGAAGAGUCGACACCGAAUUCAAAUUUACCAAUUUAUGUGAUUUUCAGUAUGUGCCGAUAACACAAAGCAAAUUAGAUCCGAACAAGUUGGAAUGUAUAUACAGCUCGAUUUAUCCGACAGGAAUUCCGUCAUUUUCUUGGUUGAAAAAUGAUGUGCCUUAUUUCCUACCACCAGCCGCAUUUAGCAGAAUGGACACUAUACAGCAAUAUGUGCCGAAAAGUGAGACAGACUCCGGCCCGGAAAAUCUAAUUGGCAAAAACAAAAAAUGUCAAGCGGGUUUUCCCAACUACAUAUAUUUUUCUACAUCGGAAGUACCUACCACGGCACCAAAAGGCAUCGAAACGGCAAUGAAGGUCAAACUUCUUCAAAAUGCACACUUGGAAGAAGUGCGUCAGCUUUUUGAGGAACGGCCGAUCUGGUCAAAAAAUGCCAUUAUGCACAAGACACGAUUUACAUCCGAACAAUUGAAGAUAUUACUACCAUCGGUAGCGUAUUACUUUAUGACCGGACCAUGGAGAAUCAUGUGGGUGAAGCUGGGUUACGACCCAAGGAAGGACAUCAAUGCGAGAAAGUAUCAGACGCUGGAUUACAGAUUGAAAGCUAUGCAUGGCUUAGGCUCGACCGUUAGGUGUAAGAGAAAUUAUUCAAAUUAUACAUUACCGUAUAAAUCAGCAUCGGUUUCUAAGCAAAAGCCCGCGAUAUUGACCACUACCUUAAGUCAGGAGCAACAUCCGAAGAAGGAGCGACAUUUACACGAGGAUGUGUACAUAUACCGGGAAGGUAUGAUACCUCCUUCUCGGCAAAUGUUUUAUCAGUAUUGCGACAUCGCAGUGGCAGAGAUACAACAGAUGUUGGCAAAGCUUCCCGAUCCUUUGCCUGGUAUAAAGUGUCACGAGAAAAGAGGAUGGCUGCCAACCGGCUUCGACGUGCAAUGCAGAGAGAUCAUAAAUAAACAAGUACGCGCUGUUCUGAGAAAGAGUAUGAACAUUCCCGAAGAUCAUCCAACAUCGCUUCCACGGAAGCAAAGGCGUGGUACUAAUACUAGAUUAAAAGUAAAUAAAACGCUUAAGGAUAAAGGAACGAAAAAGAAGGGGAAUUGUACAAAGAAUCGAUCUAAUAUUGUCUCGACUUCGGAGAUGACAACUAAACGUAUACUCGAUGAAGAUCAUUGUAGCCUGAAUUCGGAGAAAAUAUAAUAAACACACAUGA